Mauremys reevesii (Reeves's turtle) is the source of this 3013-nucleotide messenger RNA. RefSeq names its product optineurin (gene OPTN). The coding region runs from base 467 to 2152 and encodes 561 amino acids. Gene Ontology annotation, biological process: regulation of canonical NF-kappaB signal transduction; protein localization to Golgi apparatus; Golgi ribbon formation. The transcript has 14 exons. NCBI's taxonomy places the organism in Eukaryota, Metazoa, Chordata, Testudines, Geoemydidae. Gene Ontology annotation, cellular component: nucleus; Golgi apparatus; cytoplasm. The record is from RefSeq and is a predicted model, not a curated record. Gene Ontology annotation, molecular function: K63-linked polyubiquitin modification-dependent protein binding.
GGGAAGAGCCGGAGAAGGGGCGGAGCAGCCUAAGGCGGGCCCUGACCCUUGUCCUUCAGCUGUCCCAGGGCAGGCGGCGGGCGGGGAUUUCUCCCCCCGGGGGGGUUGUGAGGCGCUGGCUGGGGACGGGCGGAUCACGCCGCAGUUUAGCAGCCCGCAGCCGCCCUCCCACGGGCCGUGAGCGCCAUCCCGGGCUGGGGGCUCGGCGCCAAGGCAGGACCCGCCCUCCGCGGGCGGGGCCCGGGAAAGUCCCCGGGAGGCGGCCGGCGUCACGGGAGUCAGCUGAGCGGGGCAGGGCGGCGAGCGAGGCCUUCACAACAAACCCGCCCCCGCAGCGAGGGGCGCCGCGCAGGACGGGCAGCGGGAGCCGGCGGCGGAGCAAGGAGGCGGCAGCCGGCCGGGCGCGGCCGAGGGACGGAGCCGUUGGGGGAAGCAGGUCGCGGGCUUGAGCUCAGUCACUGCAGUGAUGUCCAGCAAGCCGCUAAGGCGUCCUGCUGAAAAUGGUGAAUGUCACAAGAGUGAAACGGGAAAUGGACCCCACAAUCUGGCAUCUCCUACGCUUGGCACGUUUACACCAGAAGAGAUGGUGCAGCAGAUGAAAGAGCUGAUUACAGAGAACAAUGAAUUAAAAGAAGCCAUGAAGAUACAUAACCAAGCUAUGAAGGAUCGGUAUGAGGAGCUUUCUGUAUGGCGAGAGAAACAGAAGGAAGAGCGGGAGUUUUACGAGUCCAAGUUCAAAGAAGCUAAACAUUACUUGCAAGCCAAGUGCCUUGAAAACGAAGAGCUGCAGAAACAACUUCAAAGCUUAAAAGAGAAAGAGGAGAACUGCACAGUUCCUAGGGAGGAAAUGACCCAGGAAACUAAGCAGCUGAAGACACAGUUGCUGCGGCUUCAGGCUGAGAAGGCAGAUCUGCUUGCCAUCGUUUCAGAACUACAGCUCAAACUCAGUGUCCCUUCGACAGAGGACUCUUUUGUUGAGAUCAGAAUGAGUGAGGGAGAAUCAAAUGCAGCUUUAAAAGAAAAUCAGGAUGUUAAUAGCCAAAGGACCAACAACGCAGCUGCCUACAUAAGGAGCAGAUCUGUGGAUGAACCAAAGAAUUUGGAAUCUGAAGAGCUUACUGUUAGCCAACUUCUUUGUUGCCUUAGAAAUGAGACUCAGAUGAGGGAGACCCUUGAAAAGGAACUUCAAGAACACAAGGAGAGGCUAUCAAAGCUGGAGAAGGAAGUGGCUGAUUAUCUGGAGAGUGGAACUCAAACAGAAUGGGCAGAAGAAGAGGAUGAAAGUGCAAAGACAGUUGGUAGUGAAAUAGAAACCCUGAACCUGCAGGUCUCAUCCCUCUUCAAAGAACUUCAGGAGGCCCAUGCUAAAUUAAAAGAAGCUGAGCUGAUCCAGAAGAGGCUUCAAGAAAAGUGUCAGAUACUUGAAAGAAAAAACUCCGCUACUUCAGCAGAUUUGGAUGAGAGGCAGCAGCUCCUAUAUACCAUUAAAAAGCUAGAGCUUCAGGUGGAGAGCAUGCAGUCAGAGCUCAAACUGGAACAAGCCAAAACAAAGGAAGAAAAGGCAAAAUUUUCUGACUUGCAGCAUACGUACAGCAAGCUUCUCCCUGAACUCAGUGAUGCAAUGAAAACCAUUGAAGAACUAAAAAGCAACGAGUUGGCGAGAGUGGAUAAGGCGGUGGUAGAGGACCUGAAUAAAAAGCUAGAGCUGGCGGAGAGAGCUUUGGCUACAAAACAGCUACAAAUGGAUGCAAUGAAGCAGACCAUUGCUAAGCAGGAGGAAGACCUUGAAACCAUGGCUGUCCUCCGAGCUCAGAUGGAGGUUUAUUGUUCUGACUUCCAUGCUGAGAGAGAAGCAAGAGAGAAGAUACAUGAGGAAAAAGAACAGUUGGCUGUACAGCUGACAUACCUGCUACAAGAGAAACAUACUCUUGAAAAUCUUGGCAGAAGCUCUUUGGUGGAAAUGCAGAGUCGUCACGGAGCCAGAGCAUCAGUGGAUCAAGAUCAUUCACCUCAUCUUGUACAAAGAGGAAGUGAUCCUCAGGACUGGCGACAGCAGCAGAGGAAUAUUCCAGUACAUUCCUGUCCCAAAUGUGGAGAAAUUCUACCUGACAUGGACACGCUUCAGAUCCACGUUAUGGACUGUAUCAUCUGAACGCUGAUCUCCAACUCUUCAUAAAUGGAAAUUUUCACCUGCCAAGCAAAUGCAUUCUUUCCCUCUAGAAUAGGACCUGAUCCUACUCACUGUGAAGUUUUACAGGGUUAUUUUCCACUGAUUUCAUUGACAACAGGGCAACACCACUUUUUUUUUUUUAAGCAUUUCCACUUGCUUUAGGGAAGAGAGAAUUUUCAUCUUGUAAAAUGAGUUGCUAAUUUACGGAACUCCACAUAUAUCUGCUGCAGUGGAAUCUUUAAUCAUCCUCUAACAAGAAGCUCUACUUCUCAUAGUUUAUGAUCACUCAGCAGAGAAUGAUUCACUGUAUCUGGCUGAAUUAAUGCAGUCAAAGGAGAAAAGAUAGAUACAGCUGAUCAGUUUAUAUAUGAGAGAUGAAGUAGGUAUAGGCUUAAUCAGGAAGCUAACUCAUGUUUGAGAAGCUUUUAAUAAAAUGGAAUAGUUUUGUAUUCAUUACACACUUGAAAAGAAUCCUGCUCUUGCGCUGAAUAGCAGUUUUAUUGAAUUCCCUGCAACCAGGCUAAUCUGAUGUUAGAUUCUUGAUACUGUAGUUUGUGUACUCUCUGCUUUAACCAGAUGUGGGCAAAGUGUAAGAUUAAACUGUUUGGGUCUGAAAUAUGUAGCUGCUGCUAUAUUAAAGUCAUUUGGUUUUAUAGAACAAUUCACAAUUUAAAGAAGCUGUCUUUACUCCUCUCAAUUGUAAUAAAUUCACCUGAACUUGUACAGUAGAUCUCAAAAUAUUUUGCUGGAAACAGGUAUGGUGGAUGUAACUUAAUCAUUUAGGAGAGUUAAUUGAGUUUCAUGUUUAUGAGACAAAAAUAAAUCUGUUGCAAAACACAAGAA